ACUUUCGGAGGCAGAGGAUGAACAAGUGAAAGAAAAGACUUUUAAGGUGCGCACCAUAAAAAAUGAAAAUAGCCAGAAAGAAAAACUGAGUCUACUUUUAGUUUGCUGGAUUUAGUUUGAGUGCAGAUGCAAAACUCUUGAGUUGACUCCUGGGGUGAGAAACAGGAUGCCAAGUUACCAACCUUGGUGCCAUGGUAAUAUAACUCGGUCCAAAGCUGAGGAUCUACUUUCCAAAGCUGCAAGAGAUGGAAGCUUCCUUAUCCGGGCCAGUGAGUCCAUACAGGGAGCGUAUGCCCUCUGUGUUUUAUACCAGAACUGUGUGUACACGUACAGAAUCCUGCCGAGUGAGGAUAAGAGGCUCUCUGUCCAGGCAUCUGAAGGAGUUCCCAUCAGGUUCUUCUCUAUGCUGCCGGAGCUGGUGGAGGCGUAUUACAGCCCCAACAUGGGUCUGGUCACACACCUGCAGUACCCCGUCCAGAGGGAGGAGGAGGCAGACGAGGAGCCAGAAUCCAAUAAUCUUCCACCGCAGCUUCCACCCAGGAACUUCCUAGCCAACGACGUGAAGGACAGCGACCCUGUGAGACCGUCCUCUGAGCAGCCCUGCAAGUCCCUGUCAGAGACCUACCUGACGAGGCUGCAGCACAUGGACCUGUCCUCAAUAUCAGAGGAGCAUCAAAUGGCGAUCCAGGAAUACUUCAGGACCUCAAUCUGCUCCGACGCUGAGCAAGUCCAGUACGGUUACCCUCACCUCCCCGGCCUCAAGAAGCUAACAGUGUCAAUCUGCAAGAAUCUGAACAGUGAAAUUUCCCGCAUCCUGCCGGUUCUGGAGGUCUUUCACAGAGCGUUGGACCAGCAGCUCUCUCCGGGGAUUGGACAGUUUCCAAAACAUAUUUCUGGCGAUUCAGGUCAAUGUGUGUCCUAUCGGCUUGAGCGACUGACAAAACUGCUCUACUCUAUAGAAGAUAAGGCGAAAAGUUCUCUGCUUGAGUCUGUUGGACACGACGGAGGUCACAGGAAAUCUCUCAUACCGCUCGUUACAUUUGAGGUCAAGCAAGAAUCUCUGGGUAUUUCCACAAAGAUGUUCCUGAAAGUGGAUGUUGAAAGUGGGAAGCUCUACUUAAAGAAGUCGAAAGAUGGGCCUGAUGACAAAUUCUUUGUUCACAACAAAAUCCUGCAGUUGGUAAAAUCCCAGAAAAUGCACGCCAAACUUGUCAUCGUGGCGGAGACGGAGAAAGAGAAGAUUUUACGUAAAGAGUUUGUGUUUGACGACACAAAGAAAAGGGAAGGUUUUUGCCAACUUCUCCAACAAAUGAAGAACAAACACUCUGAAAAGCCGGAGCCUGACAUGAUCACAGUGUUUGUUGGCACCUGGAAUAUGGGAAAUGCCAGUCCGCCCCACAACAUCGACUCCUGGUUUCAGUGUAAGGGUCAGGGGAAGACACGAGACGACACGGCGGAUCACAUCCCGCAUGAUUUCUACGUCAUCGGGACUCAGGAGGACCCUCUGGGCGAGCGGGAGUGGGCCGACACGGUGAAAGGCGUCCUGAGGAAAAUCACAAACAUCAGCUUCAAACAAGUGGCGAUCCACACUCUGUGGAACAUCCGGAUCGUGGUCCUCGCCAAGCCCGAGCACGAAAACAGGAUCUCCCACGUUUUUUCAGACAGCGUGAAGACGGGAAUCGCCAACACUCUGGGAAACAAGGGAGCGGUGGGAGUGUCGUUCAUGUUCAACGGUACGUCGUUUGGCUUCGUCAACAGUCACCUGACCUCUGGAAGUGAGAAGAAACUCAGACGCAAUCAAAACUACUUUAGCAUCCUGCGAUUUCUGAAUCUGGGAGAUAAGAAGCUCAAUCCGUUUGACAUCACACAUCAGUUCACUCACCUCUUCUGGCUCGGUGAUUUGAACUACCGAGUCGAAUUCCCGUCUACAGAAGCUGAGCACAUUGUGACAAAGAUCAAACAGCAGCAGUACCAGGAACUCCUGAGCAAAGACCAGCUCAACAUGGAGAGGAACGAUGGGAAGGUCUUCUUGCAUUUCGAUGAAGAGGAAAUCACGUUUGCACCCACGUAUCGCUUUGAAAGAGACACACGUGAGAAGUAUGCCUACACAAAGGCCAAGGCCACGGGGACAAAAUACAAUUUGCCCUCAUGGUGUGAUCGUGUCCUGCGGAAGUCCUAUCCUCUGGUUCAUGUUGUCUGCCAAGCAUAUGGGUGCACAAACGACAUCAUGACAAGUGACCACUCACCGUUAUUCGCCUCGUUCGAGGUCGGAGUCGCCUCACAGUUUGUCUCCAAGCAAGAUCCGAACAGUGUGCCUCAGGGUGGGAUCCAGAUCAUGAACUGCGUGGCCACCUUGUUGACGAAAUCAAAGACAAAGUUCUUCAUCGAGUACCACUCCAGCUGCUUGGAGAAAACAGUCAAGACCUCAGAGGGAGAAAACACGGAGCACUCGGAUGGGUCAAUAAAAGUUUGGUUUGGCAUCCACGUUGAGCUCACUCCGAUCAUCUCGGACCCAGAGUACCUUUUGGACCAGCACAUCCUCAUCUGCGUGAAGUCGACGGAUAGCGACGAGUCUUACGGUGAGGGUUGCAUUGCUCUGCGAGCUGCACAGUUCUGCUACACCGAGUUUCAGAUCACGCUGACUCACCACGGAGAGAAGACGGGAACUUUGACAGGCGGCAUCCAGCUAAACACCUCUGAGGGCAAACCCACUGAGAAGUUAUACGAUUUCAUCAAAGUUGAAAGAGACGACACUGUCACCUCAAAAGGCAAAUGCGGAGACCCAAACAAGUUUUCCGUCACUCAAGCUCACGAUAUUUCUAACCCCAGUUACAUGGGCGUGUCCUUCAGAAGUGGCAACGUGACGGAUAGAGGAUGGAGUUACAGCAUGCCACCAAAAAAUCUCCCAGUCGCCGGACAAGGAAGCAAAGACAUCAAGAAGAGCAGUUAUGACGUUAGCACACGCAGUCCCACAGGAAAACCUUUGAACCCCAUGGCUGACAUUGAGAAGGGGUCUGAGAUGUUUGACAAUCCGUUAUAUGGUUCAAUGGGAAAAUCACGGGGCAAGGACCAGGACCACCUACAGAAGGACCUCCUCACACCUCCAGAUCCCAAAUUUACAUCCUCCAAACCAGCAGACGGAGACCCCGAUCGGCCCCCGCUGCCCACGCCACGAAACCGCUCCUUCACCUGCUCAGAGACCAAACCUCAGCCUCCCGGCCCCGUCGCCUCCCUUUCCUCAGUACUCAAGAAACCCGUCAUGCCCUCGCGCUCUGAAGGCGGCGUGGUGCACAGCCGGCCCCCUUUGCCCUCCAAGUCGCGGCCGGGCGUCCCGGAGCCCCAGAACCCCAGAGACUACAGAGACAGCUCCGAACUGCCCUGCAAACUCAGACCGCCAGCAAGACCUGGACAGCCUCAGACUCACAAAGACAUGCAUCCUGAAGUUCCCAAGAUGGGCCGGUCUGUGAAGUGAGACGAGUGAUGAUCAGCACAACUGUACAGCUUCCUGCUCUGCAUUUUUGGAAAUUUUAACUACAGUCUCUCCCUUGUGAUCUGUAUCACUCAUUUGUGUUUCAUUUGUAUUAAAGGAAGAGUUUUGCAUUUUGGGGAUGUAGCCUUUUCAUAUGCUGAGAGUUAGAUGUGAAGAGCGACACCACUCUCAUUCAACUUUAGCAAUUUUUGGUUCUAAAAACAUUCUUCAAAUGAUAUAAUGCAACCAAUGCAAUGUUUUGGUAAUGUUUUCAGCAGCAAGUUUUCUUUAUGUUCCCAGAACGUUCUUCUUAAAUUUAUUGUAACAAUCUCUAUAAACAUUGACUUUUUGAUUUUUUUUAAUGUUAACAUCACAUUAAAUUACAUUUUCAUUAAAAAAAAGUCUGUA
Molecule: messenger RNA, 3877 nt
Organism: Plectropomus leopardus (leopard coralgrouper)
Lineage: Eukaryota; Metazoa; Chordata; Actinopteri; Perciformes; Serranidae
Gene: inpp5d
Product: inositol polyphosphate-5-phosphatase D
Biological process (GO): negative regulation of neutrophil differentiation; positive regulation of B cell differentiation; regulation of immune response
Cellular component (GO): cytosol
Molecular function (GO): phosphatase activity
Source: RefSeq, a predicted model, not a curated record